Indicator indicator is the source of this 1641-nucleotide messenger RNA. It is a transcript of the gene MAPKAP1, whose product is annotated as MAPK associated protein 1. Gene Ontology annotation, cellular component: cytoplasm; plasma membrane; TORC2 complex. Lineage: Eukaryota; Metazoa; Chordata; Aves; Piciformes; Indicatoridae. The coding region runs from base 1 to 1569 and encodes 522 amino acids. The record is from RefSeq and is a predicted model, not a curated record. The transcript has 11 exons. Gene Ontology annotation, biological process: TORC2 signaling. Gene Ontology annotation, molecular function: phosphatidylinositol-4,5-bisphosphate binding.
AUGGCUUUCCUGGACAACCCAACAAUUAUACUUGCUCAUAUUCGGCAGUCACAUGUGACCAGUGAUGACACAGGGAUGUGUGAAAUGGUCCUGAUAGAUCAUGAUGUUGACCUGGAGAAGUUUAAUCCCUCGUCAGCAUAUGGGGACAGUGGUUCAGAAACACAGGGAAGCAAUGGUGAGACUCAGGGCUAUGUAUAUUCCCAAUCAGUCGAUAUUACCUCAAGCUGGGACUUUGGAAUCAGAAGACGAUCAAACACAGCUCAGAGACUAGAACGGCUGCGGAAGGAGAGACAAAAUCAAAUAAAAUGCAAAAAUAUUCAGUGGAAAGACAGAAAUACUUCUUACUCAGCGGAGGAGCUGAGCUCGCUAUUUGAGAAAAAGAAUUUCAGAGUAAAAUCUCCGUGUUCUGGGAAGCAGUCAAUCCUGUCUGUGCGGCUUGAGCAGUGUCCACUGCAGCUGAAUAACCCCUUCAAUGAGUACUCCAAAUUCGAUGGCAAGGGUCAUGUUGGUACAACGGCAACCAAAAAAAUUGAUGUCUACCUCCCACUGCACACAAGCCAAGACAAACUACAGCCCAUGACCGUUGUGACGAUAGCAAAUGCCAAGGUGCAUGACCUGAUUGGACUAAUAUGCUGGCAAUAUACAAGUGAGGGACGGGAACCAAAACUGAACGACAAUGUCAAUGCCUACUGUCUCCAUAUUGCUGAGGAUGAUGGGGAAGUUGACACAGAUUUUCCACCCUUGGAUUCCAACGAGCCCAUUCACAAGUUUGGCUUCAGCACUCUGGCACUGGUUGAAAAGUACUCUUCCCCUGGCCUGGCAGCCAAACAGUCGCUCUUUGUCCGCAUAAAUGCUGCUCAUGGAUUCUCACUUAUUCAGGUGGACAGUAUGAAGGUCACCAUGAAGGAUAUCUUACAAAAGGCCUUAAAGAGAAGGAAGGGAUCACAGAGAGGCUCAGGUCCUCAGUAUCGGCUGGAGAAGCAGAGUGAACCUAAUGUCCCAGUAGAUUUAGACUGUACCUUGGAGAGCCAGAGCACUUUGGAAUUCUGCCUUGUCCGGGAGAACAGUUCAAGAGGAGAAGAGGUCUCAGAGGAGGACCCUCAGAUCGAUAUAGCUACCGUUCAGGACAUGCUCAGUAGCCACCAUUACAAGUCCUUCAAAGUCAGCAUGAUCCAUAGGCUUCGAUUCACCACUGAUGUUCAGUUAGGUAUUUCUGGAGACAAGGUAGAGAUAGACCCUGUUACUAAUCAGAAGGCCAGCACUAAGUUUUGGAUUAAGCAGAAACCCAUUUCAAUCGAUUCUGAACUCCUCUGUGCCUGUGACCUUGCGGAAGAAAAAAGCCCAAGUCAUGCAAUAUUUAAACUUACAUAUCUAAGCAAUCAUGACUACAAACACCUUUACUUUGAAUCAGAUGCUGCUACUGUCAAUGAAAUUGUACUGAAGGUUAACUAUAUUCUAGAGUCACGAGCAAGCACAGCCAGAGCAGAUUAUUUUGCUCAGAAACAAAGAAAACUGAGCAGGAGAACAAGCUUUAGCUUCCAGAAAGAGAAGAAAUUGGGACAGCAGUAACACCUAGCCUCGAGGAGAGCCUGUCUGCCGAAUUCGGAGGAAGAGAGCUCCCCACCGCCCGAGACAGGUGGG